This is a messenger RNA of Lacerta agilis (Sand lizard), 2461 nucleotides long. RefSeq names its product zinc finger protein 850-like. Gene Ontology annotation, molecular function: DNA-binding transcription factor activity, RNA polymerase II-specific; RNA polymerase II cis-regulatory region sequence-specific DNA binding. Gene Ontology annotation, biological process: regulation of transcription by RNA polymerase II. The annotation marks the transcript as partial. Lineage: Eukaryota; Metazoa; Chordata; Lepidosauria; Squamata; Lacertidae. The record is from RefSeq and is a predicted model, not a curated record. Gene Ontology annotation, cellular component: nucleus. The transcript is spliced from 3 exons.
UUGGAACCACUGGAGAUGUUUAGAAAUAGGGCUUCUUUUGGGAAGGGGCUGCCCCAUUUGUGCUUCUCCAGGGGCAGGAGAAUAUCUAGGGCAGGAGAAUCCCUGCAGGGCCUCUGAGGCUCCCUUUGCUUCUUCCUCUCUCCCAGGACCCUGCACCUUGUUUUGGCUCCUUGACUCCUCUUCAAGGAUGAAAGAGAUGGAUCCUGCAAAGCUGGCAAGGAUGGAAGGAGGAAGAUGGACGGUUGACCUGGUCAGGUUGUCUCCUGCAUCCCUCCCCACAACCUCUGAGCGUUCUCUCCCAGGGACCUCCAAGAGAUCUGAUGGUGAAGAAUUGGAAGGGAGAAACGAGGGGUACCACAACAAAAUCCACAUAGCAGAGAAGUCAUAUGAAUAUUCAGAGUGUGGAGAGAACAUCCAUCAGAGCUCCCAGUCCACCUCCCAUCAAAGAAAGAGCUUUGUUCGGAGGGAUAGCUUCAUUUUACGCAAAAGAACUCACAGUAGAGUGAAAUUGUAUCAGUGCAGAGAAUGUGGAAAGAGCUUCACUCAGAAAGGCAGUCUCGCUUGCCAUCAUAGAAUUCAUACAGGGGAGAAACCCUAUCAGUGCUUGCAGUGUGGAAAGAGCUUCAGUCGGAAGGAUCAUCUCACUUCCCAUCAAAGAACUCAUACAAAGGAGAAACCCUAUCAGUGCUUUGAAUGUGGAAAGAGCUUCAGCGAGGGGUCCUAUCUCACUUCUCAUCAAAGAAUCCAUACAGGGGAGAAACCAUAUAAAUGCCUGGAAUGUGGAAAGAGCUUCGGUCAGAGGGCCUAUCUCAUGUCCCAUCAAAGAAUUCAUACAGAGGAGAAAACAUAUCAGUGUUUAGAAUGUGGAAAGAGCUUUCGGGAUGAGAUUAAGCUCUCUUCCCAUGAAAGAAUUCAUACAGGGGAGAAACCCUAUCAGUGCUUAGAAUGUGGAAAGAGCUUUCGUCAAAGCGCACAUCUCACUGCCCAUGAAAGAAUUCAUACAGGAGAGAAACCCUAUCAGUGCUUACAAUGUGGAAAGAACUUUAGUCAGAGCUCCUCUCUCACUGCCCAUGAAAGAAUUCAUACAGGGGAGAAACCCUAUAAAUGCCUAGAAUGUGGAAAGAGCUUCAGUCUCAGGCAGAGUCUCACUACCCAUCAAAGAAUUCAUACAGGGGAGAAACCCUAUAAGUGCUUGGAAUGUGGAAAGAACUUCCGGAAGGUGACUAUGCUCUCUUCCCAUAAAAAAAUUCAUACAGGGGAGAAACCUUUUCAAUGCCAUGAGUGCGAAAAGAGCUUUCUUCAGAGAGCCACUCUCACUGCCCAUGAAAGAACUCAUACAGGUCAGAAACCCUAUCACUGCUUCGAAUGUGGGAAGAGCUUCAGUCAAAGCUCGAAUCUCAAGAAGCAUCAAAGAAUUCAUACAGGGGAGAAACCUUAUCAGUGUUUGGAAUGUGGGAUGAGGUGCAAUCGAAAGGAUAGUCUCAUUUCCCAUCAAAGAACUCAUACAGGUCAGAAAACAUAUCAGUGCUUUGAAUGUGGGAAGAGCUUCAGUCAAAGCUCGAAUCUCAAGACCCAUGAAAGAAUUCAUACAGGGGAGAAACUCUAUCAAAUCUCUAUAGGGGAGAAACCCUAUCAAUGCCUGGAAUGUGAGAAGAGCUUCAGUCGAAUGGAUGGUCUCACUUCGCAUCAAAGAAUUCAUACAGGGGAGAAACCCUAUCAGUGCUUCGAAUGUGGAAAGAGCUUCCGGGAGGGGGCUAAGCUAUCUUCCCAUCAAAGAAUUCAUACAGGGGAGAAACCAUAUCAGUGUUUGAAAUGUGGAAAGAGCUUCCGUUUCAGGGAGAGUUUCACUAAACACCAAAGAAUUCAUACAGGGGAGAAACCUUAUCAGUGCCUGGAAUGUGGAAAGAGCUUUCGUCAGAGCGGUGAUCUCACAACUCAUCGAAGAAUUCAUACAGGGGAGAAACCAUAUCAGUGCUUAGAAUGUGGAAAGAGCUUUGGUCAAAGUGCAAAUCUCUCUGCCCAUGAAAGAAUUCAUACAGGGGAGAAACCCUAUAAAUGCCUAGAAUGUGGAAAGAGCUUCCGUCUCAGGCAGAGUCUCACUUUCCAUCAAAGAAUUCAUACAGGGGACAAACCCUAUCAGUGCUUAGAAUGUGGAAAGAGCUUUCGUCGAAGCGCACAUCUCACUACCCAUGAAAGAAUUCAUACAGGAGAGAAACCCUAUCAGUGCUUAGAAUGUGGAAAGAACUUUAGUCAGAGCUCCUCUCUCACUGUCCAUGAAAGAAUUCAUACAGGGGAGAAACCCUGUAAAUGCCUAGAAUGUGGAAAGAGCUUCAGUCUCAGGCAGAGUCUCACUAUCCAUCAAAGAAUUCAUACUGGGGACAAACCGUAUCAGUGCUUGGAAUGUGGAAAACGCUUCCGUCGGAAGAAUCGUCUCACUACCCAUCAAAGAAUCCAUACAGAG